Molecule: messenger RNA, 3562 nt
Organism: Trichoplusia ni (cabbage looper)
Lineage: Eukaryota; Metazoa; Arthropoda; Insecta; Lepidoptera; Noctuidae
Gene: ATPCL
Product: ATP-citrate synthase
Biological process (GO): tricarboxylic acid cycle; citrate metabolic process; fatty acid biosynthetic process
Cellular component (GO): cytosol
Molecular function (GO): ATP citrate synthase activity
Source: RefSeq, a predicted model, not a curated record
CGCACGGCCGUGGAACGCAGCGAGCUAAAUUAUGUAUGCGCUUGCGCACGCCAGUCGCCUAUCGCCCCUCGCAGUAUCAGUCGCGCGCUGGAAACCGCACGAAGCGGACGCGUCGUUCCAAAUUCGAAAAAUAAUCGCGAGUGAUUGCCGCGCGUGGAUAUUAAUUUUUUAACUGUUAACCUGGAUUGAUCGCUCGCCGAGACGAGAUUUGGAAACUCUUGACGACCUUCAUCCUAGCCCUGUACCGGGUCUACGUGGACCUGUACUUCACAUACAUGGAGAUAAACCCGAUAGUCGUGACCAACGAACGUAUUUACCUUCUGGACUUGGCCGCCAAGCUGGACCAGACGGCGGACUUCAUCUGCGCCAAGAACUGGGGCGAGGUGGUCUUCCCGCCGCCCUUCGGACGCGACGCCUACCCUGAGGAGGCUCAUAUAGCCGACUUGGAUGCGAAGAGUGGCGCCAGUUUGAAGCUGACGGUGUUGAACAAGUCCGGACGUAUCUGGACGAUGGUGGCGGGCGGCGGCGCGUCCGUCGUGUACACGGACACCAUCUGCGAGCUGGGCGGCGCCGCCGAGCUCGCCAACUACGGGGAGUACUCGGGCGCGCCCAGCGAGAGCCAGACCGCCGACUACGCCAAGACCAUCUUCAGCCUCAUGUGCAGGGAGAAGCAUCCCAAUGGCAAGGUCUUGAUCAUCGGCGGUGGCAUAGCCAACUUCACGAACGUAGCCGACACCUUCCGCGGUAUCAUCACAGCGAUAGAAACUUACAAGGACGCUCUUAUACAGUACAAUAUCACCAUCUUCGUGAGGCGAGGAGGACCGAAUUAUCAAGAGGGGUUGAGACAAAUGCGCGAAGUCGGCCAUCGUCUACGCAUUCCUCUGUACGUGUUCGGGCCUGAGAGCAACAUGACCGCCAUCGUAGGCCUGGCUCUAGGCCAGUCCCCGAUCCCCAAGGAACACCAGCUGGACUACGCGCCGAAACAACUGCCGAAACCCCAGGCCGCUCCAAAACCGAAGCUGGACAUACCGGAGCUGAACCACAAGCUCCUCGACCUGGUGUGUUCGCAAGCGCCGACCCGCAAGGACCUGGGACAAGGCGUGGUCACCACUAUGUCCCUGUUCACGGACCGGACCAAGGCCAUCAUAUGGGGCAUGCAAAACAGGGCCAUUCAGGGCAUGUUGGAUUUCGACUACAUCUGCCGGCGUACGGAACCAUCCGUCGUCGCCAUUGUCUACCCAUUCACGGCUGAUCACAAACAGAAGUACUACUUCGGUAACAAAGAGGUCUUCAUACCCGUAUUCUCCGAUAUGGACGUUGCUAUGCGCAAACACCAAGAGGCGACCGUACUUGUGAACUUCGCGUCGCUUCGGUCCGCCUACGACAGUACCAUGCAGGCCAUGCAGCAUCCUCAGAUCAACACGGUGGUCAUCAUCGCCGAGGGCAUCCCGGAGAACAUGACCAGGAAGAUCAUCAAACUGGCUGACACUAGAGGAGUCAACGUGAUCGGCCCCGCGACUGUGGGCGGCAUCAAACCUGGUUGCUUCAAGAUCGGAAACACAGCCGGCAUGAUCGACAAUAUUAUCGACAGCAAGUUAUAUAGGCCUGGCAGCGUCGCCUACGUGUCGCGGUCUGGCGGCAUGAGCAACGAGUUGAACAACAUCAUCUCGAAGGAGGCCGACGGAGUCUGCGAGGGGGUCGCCAUCGGCGGCGACAGGUACCCCGGGACUACCUUCAUAGACCAUCUAUUGAGAUACGAAUCGGACCCGAACAUAAAGAUGUUGGUCCUGUUGGGCGAGGUGGGCGGUGUCGAGGAGUACCACGUGUGUCGCGCCGUCAGGGACGGACUCAUCAAGAAACCCAUCGUAGCCUGGUGCAUAGGAACCUGCUCCGACAUGUUCACAUCGGAGGUCCAGUUCGGUCACGCGGGCUCUCUCGCCGGCUCCGCGAUGGAGAAGGCGGUCUGCAAGAACGCCGCGCUCCGGGCCUACGGGGCCGAAGUGCCCGACAGCUUCGACGCCUUAGGCGUGUCUGUUAAUAAGGUUUACCAGAAACUGGUGAAGGAAGGCAAGAUCAUCGUUAAGGAGGAGGUGGACCCCCCCAAAGUACCGAUGGACUACGACUGGGCCAGGAAACUGGGCAUCAUCAGGAAACCGGCCGCCUUCAUCAGCACAAUCUGCGACGAGCGAGGCAACGAGCUGUCCUACUGCGGAGUGCCCAUCAGCCAGGUGCUGGAGAGGAACCUGGGCGUCGGCGGGACCAUCAGCCUGUUGUGGUUCCAGCGCGAGCUCCCCGAGUGGGCGUCGCGUUUCUUCGAGCUGGUCCUCAUAGUGACGGCAGACCACGGGCCGGCCGUGUCGGGCGCUCACAACACCAUGGUCACCGCCAGGGCGGGCAAGGACCUCAUCUCAUCCGUCGUCAGCGGACUGCUGACCAUCGGUGACCGUUUCGGCGGUGCUCUGGACAGGGCCGCGGCGGACUUCUGCGCGGCCUACGACCGCGGACAGCAUCCUCAGGAGUUCGUCAACGACAAGAGGGCGAAGGGAGAGCUCAUCAUGGGCAUCGGACACAGAGUAAAAUCCAUCAACAACCCUGACUCGAGAGUUCGCGAGCUGAAGGCCUACGUGACGGCCCGCUGGCCCGCCUGGCCUGUGACCAGGUACGCCCUCGACGUGGAAGCUAUCACCACGCGCAAGAAGCCCAACCUGAUCCUCAACGUCGACGGCAUCGUAGCGGCCGCCAUGGUCGACAUGUUCAGACAUUGUCAGCUGUUCACGCAGGAGGAAGGCAACAACUACAUCCAAAUGGGUUCGAUCAACGCUCUGUUCGUCCUAGGCCGUACAAUAGGCUUAGUUGGACAUUAUCUAGACCAGAAGCGCAUGAAGCAGCCACUUUACCGCCACCCGUGGGACGACAUCACAUACAUGUCGCCUCUCAACUAAAGGUCAGAGGUCAGAGGUCACACGUAGGGGAGACGGCCAUAGGGACGAAAGUACAACGAAUUCGGGACGAAUGUCAAAUGAAAGUGGGCCGAAUUUGAAAAUUGGAUGAUUUCGGCCUAUUUUUUUCAUUUUUUGAAUUGAAUAGGAAAUUUUUGAUUUUUUAGUCGAUGAUUAUAUUAUUCUGUUUUUUUUUUUUAUUAUGAUCAAUAUAAUAAUGUUAGUUGUGAUGUGUCUCUCGUUGGUUGUAAUUUUUUUAACCAAUUUCAGAUUCAUUGAUCAGCCGUUUUGACAAUAGAUUCAAAUUGAUAAUGCCUUUAAAAAAGAGGGUUUGUCUUGUCAAGCAGUUUUACUAAAACGUCCUGUAUAAAAAUUACAAUUUAAUUAAAUUUCUCUCGCUAUAUAAAAUAUAGAUGGUGACUACAAGUCGCUCAGUUAGAUAAUUAAAUAAUAAUAGACACGUAUUUUUGAUUUUAUCUGAAUUUAAAUUGACAAAAAAUAAACUGUUUUAAAGUUUAGACAGUGAGCUUAUGACGUCACGAUUUCGUAAUAUUUAUACUCAAUCGUGACGUCACGCGUAAGUUUCAUUCUAUAAUAUGAUCAAUUUAUAUUUGCUUGAUAAA